AUGUUGCGUGCUCUGUCUAGUCUGCGCUCUUCCGUCUUCCGUGGUACCAGUGCUCUGGGUCUGCGUUAUUAUGCCAAAGAUGUGAAAUUCGGUGCCGACGCACGGGCUGCAAUGCUUGUGGGGGUUGAUAUUCUGGCAGAUGCUGUCGCAGUGACGAUGGGACCGAAGGGACGAAACGUUAUCAUAGAGAGCUCGUGGAAGUCCCCCAAAAUCACAAAGGACGGAGUCACAGUCGCGAAGGGAAUUGAGUUAAAAGACAAGUUCCAAAAUAUCGGGGCCAAGCUGGUGCAAGACGUUGCCAUGCGUUAUUAUGCCAAAGAUGUGAAAUUCGGUGCCGACGCACGGGCUGCAAUGCUUGUGGGGGUUGAUAUUCUGGCAGAUGCUGUCGCAGUGACGAUGGGACCGAAGGGACGAAACGUUAUCAUAGAGAGCUCGUGGAAGUCCCCCAAAAUCACAAAGGACGGAGUCACAGUCGCGAAGGGAAUUGAGUUAAAAGACAAGUUCCAAAAUAUCGGGGCCAAGCUGGUGCAAGACGUUGCCAACAAUACCAACGAAGAGGCCGGCGACGGCACAACAACUGCUACCGUGCUCGCACGUGCGAUCGCUAAGGAGGGCUUUGAGAAGAUAAGUAAGGGGACCAAUCCUAUUGAGUUCCGUCGUGGCGUCAUGCUUGCUGUUGAUGCCGCCGUCAAACAACUGAAGGCGCUGUCGAAGCCCAUUUCUACACCCGAAGAGAUCGCUCAGGUGGCAACCAUUUCAGCCAACGGUGAUCAUGCAAUCGGUGAACUGAUCUCAUCUGCAAUGAAAAAAGAUGGGAAAACACUCCAUGAUGAAAUCGAAUUCAUAGAGGGAAUGAAGUUUGACCGGGGCUACAUUUCCCCAUACUUCAUUAAUACCGAGAAGGGAGCUCGAUGCGAAUUUCAAGAUGCGUUUGUCUUAUUUUCCGAGAAGAAGCUCAACAGUAUCCAGGCUUUGCUACCAGCCCUAGAGCUUUGUCAUCAACAGAAGAAACCUUUAGUGAUUAUCGCUGAAGACGUUGAGGGCGAGGCUCUGACGGCCUUAGUCCUCAAUCGUUUGAAGCUGGGUCUUCAAGUUUGUGCCGUUAAAGCCCCUGGUUUUGGGGAUAACAGGAAGAACACCCUCAAAGACAUGGCCAUUGCCACUGGCGGAGUGGUCUUCGGAGAUGAAGCUGACAUGUACAAAAUAGAAGACGUCCAAAUUCAAGACCUGGGGCGAGUAGCUGAAGCAGUUAUAACCAAAGACGACUGUCUUUUGAUGCGCGGUCGAGGAUCGAAAGCGGACAUUGAUAAGCGAAUUUCACAAAUUAAGAGCGAGAUUGAGCAAUCUAACAGCGAAUAUGAGAAGGAAAAAAUGCAGGAACGAAUGGCAAAACUUUCUAAUGGAGUUGCGGUCAUCAAAGUCGGUGGUAGCAGUGAAGUCGAGGUCAGUGAGAAAAAAGAUCGUUAUACUGAUGCCCUGAACGCUACUCGCGCUGCUGUCGAAGAAGGAAUCGUUCCAGGAGGAGGUGUAGCAUUACUCCGCUGUAUCCCGAGUCUGAAGGACGUUCAAUGCAAAAAUGAGGACCAAAAGAUCGGUGUUCAAAUCGUCCUGCGAGCUCUUUCCACACCUGCCUUCACCAUCGCUGCAAAUGCCGGUGUGAAUGCUUCUGUCGUGGUCGAAAAAGUAUUGAGUCUCGGUGGCAAUAUGGGUUAUGACGCCCUGAACGAUACAUAUGUCGACAUGCUUGAGGCUGGUAUCAUCGAUCCAACCAAGGUCGUCCGGACUGCCUUGGUUGAUGCAGCGGGAGUGGCGUCGCUACUCACGACUGCGGAAACAGUGGUGACCGAACUGCCCAAGGAUGAGGCGCCGAACGCUGCUGCUGGUAUGGGUGGAAUGGGUGGUAUGGGCGGCAUGGGCAUGAUGUAA
Molecule: messenger RNA, 1926 nt
Organism: Echinostoma caproni
Lineage: Eukaryota; Metazoa; Platyhelminthes; Trematoda; Plagiorchiida; Echinostomatidae
Source: the annotation of a GenBank genome assembly